This is a messenger RNA of Gilbertella persicaria, 461 nucleotides long. RefSeq names its product Prefoldin beta-like protein. The record is from RefSeq and is a predicted model, not a curated record. Gene Ontology annotation, molecular function: protein folding chaperone. Lineage: Eukaryota; Fungi; Mucoromycota; Mucoromycetes; Mucorales; Choanephoraceae. Gene Ontology annotation, biological process: protein folding. The coding region runs from base 33 to 380 and encodes 115 amino acids. Gene Ontology annotation, cellular component: prefoldin complex; cytoplasm. The transcript is spliced from 4 exons.
UUUUUUUUUUCGAGAUCUAGACGCGUAUCAUCAUGACUUCCAACAGACCAUCCGAUGCCGAAUUAACUCAAAAGUAUAACCAAUACAAGAAUGAACUUCAACAAUUAGCACAAAAAGUAGGCGAAUUGGAAUCAGAAGUAGAGGAACACAAGCUUGUGAUUGACAGUAUUUCACCACUUGAGCCCGAACGUAAAUGUUUCCGUAUGGUAGGUGGUGUAUUGGUCGAGAGAACAGUGAAAGAAGUCUUGCCUGCUUUAGAAACCAACUACAGUGGUAUUCAACAAGUCAUUGAGUCAUUAUUACAGUCUUAUAAGCGUAAAGAAGAAGAGUUUGUCGAAUUUCAGAAAAAGUACAAUAUCCAAGUGGUCUCUAAACAGUAAAAAAUAAAAAUAAAAUAGAGGGGGUGUGAUUGGUCAGAUGAUCUACAUGCACUCGUUCGUAUUUUUCAGGUUCAACCUUUU